Vigna angularis (adzuki bean) is the source of this 1438-nucleotide messenger RNA. Its product is annotated as polynucleotide 5'-hydroxyl-kinase NOL9. The record is from RefSeq and is a predicted model, not a curated record. The transcript is spliced from 9 exons. Gene Ontology annotation, biological process: cleavage in ITS2 between 5.8S rRNA and LSU-rRNA of tricistronic rRNA transcript (SSU-rRNA, 5.8S rRNA, LSU-rRNA). Gene Ontology annotation, molecular function: polynucleotide 5'-hydroxyl-kinase activity. Bases 136 to 1248 code for a protein of 370 amino acids. Gene Ontology annotation, cellular component: nucleus. NCBI's taxonomy places the organism in Eukaryota, Viridiplantae, Streptophyta, Magnoliopsida, Fabales, Fabaceae.
AAAUAUCUGAACUGUUUUUAUGGUUUUUAAUUUUGCCCUAAUUUUUUCUCUUACCUUUUUUCUUCUCUGCCCAGUCCCUUCUCCUUCCCGCAACCUUUGUGGCUGACGUUGCUCCUCCGAUUGAGAGAGAAAGAGAUGGAUUCUUCUCCUUCACAGAACAUAUACAUUCCGGAACAAUGGUCAGAGGCUGCAGAAUCCAUUUCUUGCAGUUCAACACCUCCUAUUGUUUUUAUAUGUGGUGCCAAAAAUUGUGGGAAGACGACCUUUUCCCGCUAUCUCCUAAAUAUCCUCUUGCACAAAUACACCAAAGUAGCUUAUUUGGAUACUGAUGUUGGCCAACCUGAGUUUACUCCUCCUGCUUCUCUAUCACUAACCAUUGUUCACAAAGUAACUCCAGAUUUGACAGUUCCAUGCCUGAAAACACCAGAGAGGUGUCUUUUCUUUGGUGACGUUUCUUGUAAAAGAGAUCCAUCAACAUACUUAAGUUAUGUCUUUGCCAUUUAUGAUUAUUACCAAAAGGAGUAUGGCAUCUCUGUGAAAGGAGAAAAUCCUUGUCGUAUCAAGUUGCCUCUUAUUGUGAAUACUCCUGGCUGGGUGAAAGGUGUUGGUUAUGAUGUAUUAGUGGACAUGUUGAAUUAUAUUUCUCCAACACAUGUAGUUAAGAUAAGCACAUCCAGUGAAAAUAAGAAUCUGCCUGCUGGAGAAUUCUGGUUAGAUGAAGAACAUGAUGGAACAAUCAACCUAAUUGAGAUAAAUUCAGCUCAUCAGGAUUCAUUAAAUAGGUCGGUACUUUUUCAGAAGGAUGCCCGUCCCCUACGUGAUUUACGAAUAAUGGCUUAUUUCAGACAGUGCUUUUCUAGUGAUUUAAAUAUUUCUACUAUGAAGGAACUUGCACAUGCCUUGGCCUCUCACUGUCCUUAUGAAGUUCCCAUUGCAAGCAUAAAGAUUAGGCAUCUUCAUUGUGAGGUCCCAAGCUCUGAAAUAUUCUUCGGUUUGAAUGCUACUAUUGUUGGCUUAGCUGUUGAUUCUGAAGGACCUGAAAAUUUACCUUGGUGUUUUGGCCUUGGGAUUGUGAGGGGCAUUGACACAGUAAAACGUGUGCUCUAUCUCAUUACUCCUGUGCCACAUAGUUCCUUGGAAAAGGUCAACCUCUUGCUACGGGGUUAUAUUCAAAUUCCCUCUUGUUUGUUGCAGGUUCAAGGAUGCAUCUCACCAUACAUGUCAGCAAAUACUUUGGCUAUAAACUAGUUAUUCAUGUGUUAGCAAAGAGAAUCAUUUCAGUAGCAUAUUAGCAGGGUAAUAGCCAUUAUAGUUUACUUAUAUUGUCAUUUUUCCUUAUUUGCUAAAUACAAUUUUGUUUACUGUUAUUAUAUUUAUACACAGUAGAUGUACAUAUGUGGAUAUUUAGCAUUGAAAUUACACUCAUGAUUGCUUGCAG